This is a messenger RNA of Stegostoma tigrinum, 1651 nucleotides long. It is a transcript of the gene tufm, whose product is annotated as Tu translation elongation factor, mitochondrial. Gene Ontology annotation, molecular function: GTP binding; GTPase activity; translation elongation factor activity. The record is from RefSeq and is a predicted model, not a curated record. Gene Ontology annotation, biological process: mitochondrial translational elongation. NCBI's taxonomy places the organism in Eukaryota, Metazoa, Chordata, Chondrichthyes, Orectolobiformes, Stegostomatidae. Gene Ontology annotation, cellular component: mitochondrion. The coding region runs from base 49 to 1395 and encodes 448 amino acids. The transcript has 11 exons.
CGGGACGGGGUGAGGUCACUUCCGGAAGCGUGAGCGCAAUCACCCAAGAUGGCGGCGCUCAGAGUGAGCAGUGGAGUUCCAAAGAGCUGUAUCCGGAGUUUGCUGACCGUUCGAGCGACCCGGCUCCCCCAGUGCGUCCUGGUGGCCCCUGCCCUAUCUCGGAAUCUCGCCACUGAGGCCAAGAAGACCUACCAGAGAGAGAAGCCUCACAUGAAUGUCGGCACCAUCGGCCACGUGGACCAUGGGAAAACCACACUGACUGCAGCCAUCACCAAAGUUCUAGCUGAGGCCGGAGGUGCCAAGUUUAAGAAGUACGAGGACAUCGACAACGCCCCCGAGGAGAAAGCCCGGGGGAUCACCAUCAACGCGUCUCACGUGGAGUACACCACGCCGAACCGACACUACGCUCACACCGACUGCCCGGGGCAUGCCGACUACGUCAAGAACAUGAUCACCGGCACGGCUCAGCUGGAUGGCUGUAUUCUGGUCGUGGCAGCCACGGACGGACAGAUGCCGCAGACCCGGGAGCACUUGUUGCUGGCCAAACAGAUAGGAGUGCAACACAUCGUGGUAUAUGUAAACAAAACGGAUGCAGUGGACGAUAAGGAAAUGCUUGGCCUGGUUGAGCUGGAGAUGCGAGAGCUGUUAUCGGAGUUUGGCUACGACGGAGAGAAUACACCUAUCAUCCAGGGCUCAGCCCUGUGUGCCCUGGAGGUUUGUAUGAUCUCAAUGGGACGGGAUUCCAUCAUGAAACUGCUGGACGCCGUGGACACCUACAUCCCCCUCCCAGACCGGGACCUGCAGCAUCCGUUCCUGCUGCCCAUCGAGCAGAUUUAUUCCAUUCCAGGGCGCGGCACCGUGGUGACUGGCACACUGGAGCGAGGUGUCAUCAAGAAGGGUGAUGACUGUGAAUUUAUUGGGCACAACAAGAGCCUACGCUCAGUCGUUACAGGCAUCGAGAUGUUCCACCAGAACCUGGAGCGGGCAGAAGCCGGGGACAACCUUGGGGCCCUGGUUCGGGGCCUGAAACGCGAAGAUGUGAGGCGCGGGAUGAUACUGUGCAAGCCGGGCUCCAUCAAACCGCACCGGAAGGUGGAAGCUCAGGUUUACGUGUUGAGCAAAGAGGAAGGAGGUCGCCACAAGCCAUUUGUGACAAACUUUAUGCCGGUGAUGUUCUCGCUGACCUGGGACAUGGCCUGCAGGGUGCAGCUCCCAAAGGAGAAGGAGCUGGUGAUGCCGGGUGAGGACACCACCCUGACCUUGACCCUGCGGCAGCCGAUGGUCCUGGAGAAGGGGCAGCGGUUUACCCUGAGGGACGGGAACCGGACCAUCGGCACCGGGCUGGUGACUGCCGUGCUGGAGAGUGGGCCAGAGGACGACAUCAACUGGGGCUGAAGAAGCACCCGCCACCUGGUUCCCCUCCCCAGCGCCCCCACCUUUGCCCGCUGCGAGACUGCCUUCAUGGAGACCUUCACGCCCCCCUUCCCAGUGACUGACCCGCACCUCGGGGUUGGGUGGGAAGCACAGAGCGUUCCCGCUUCCCAUUUCCUCCAGAUAUCUCUUUGCCGAUGUGGCUGCUGGCGGCUGUAAUUUAAACUGUUGGCGAUGUGUGUGUGUAAUAUAUUUUUUAAAUAAAUUUUGGUUCAGUCCA